Molecule: messenger RNA, 4265 nt
Organism: Cryptotermes secundus
Lineage: Eukaryota; Metazoa; Arthropoda; Insecta; Blattodea; Kalotermitidae
Exons: 4
Coding region: 144-3767 (1207 amino acids)
Source: RefSeq, a predicted model, not a curated record
CACCUUAACAGCACCUCCAAACCAGUCGGCCCAGUCACGUCACAAUAGGUGCUGCGCAAUCGUUGUACGCCGAUGGCGUCGUCCAGCAGGACAGCGGCGCCGCUGGCGAGACGUCGUGGGCACAGAAGAAAACGGGAAACGACAUGAAACAGCCGAUUCGAAACCAUGAGAACAGGAGACGCUUUCCCAGCCAGAGGAAACUACAGCCUUCCGGCAGAGUGCGGCCGUCGCUGGAAGUGAUCACUGAGGAGGCGAGCUAUCAGCACACGCGGCGCAGAAAGCAGCUCAUCCCUCGCGCCAGGCUCAUCCACCACAGACGAACCGAAGAACCCGCCAGGAGGUCCUCGUCGCUGAAUUUACAGUUCAUAUCCCGGACGAGGCCCUUCCUACUGACCCCACCACCUGACUUCAGAGCAACUUCCGGUGCCGUGGGAACAGAUCGAACCAGGCAACCCGCCCGUGGCCAGUCAGGCAACGCACAGGUCCAGAGUACCGCUUCGUUGCCUGGAGGGACAUCUGCACUACGGAGAACAGGAAACAGUGGCAGCAUCACCAACACUGCGCAUCGAUCACCGCGCAUUUUAGCCUUCACUACUCUAAACGGCACACAAAACUCUGCAGUCAACACACACCAAACAUGUCACUCUACGGAUAAGCCCAGUGAAAUUCCUCCCGUAGAUAAAACAAAAUGCCGAUUUCAAGAUUCUGGAAACGAGACAACAAAGUUAACUCAACUUUCUGUAAACGCGGAUACAAAACGAAUUAAUGAUUGCACUGGUAAAACUUCCACAGAAAUAUCAGUACAGAGGGCAGCAGAGUCUGUAGGGGAGUCCUGUGUGACACCUGCGGGCGAGUCUGCAAGCAUAAGAGGCGUCUCUAAAGGUCCUCCAGUCCACAGCCCGAACAUAUUUCAACUCUGUACGCGUGAAUCGGCAAAGACACUCCUCUGUGAAAACACACAUGAUGAACCUACACCAAGACCUCUGAAGGGGCAAGCCACGACAGAUCAGGAUUGUACAGGAUUCUCAGGCAAGACACAGCGUCCUGACGGCAAGACGCGAAGAAAGAGGGAAGGUGUAAAUGAACCAAGAGACAAGAGAGAAUAUAAAACCCGUACGCAAGUCAGAGAAGCAGAUCCUGCAGAGGAAGACUGUUCGGCCUGCAGGACGCUUGGCAGGGCAGAGGGGAUAAAUCCAGAAUGUCGAGCACACAUUAGCCAAAACAGCAUCGAGGAGAAAGAUACGUCAGGCCAGAACAGUAAUAAUCGUCCCGAUAUCGCGGACAAGAAGGAAGACUGUUCUGCAUGCGAGAACAAGAAACAAGCAGAAAAUACUGCAAGUGUGAAGAACACGGGAAUACAAAGUUUUUCGAACGGAAAACUGACAAGGACAGACGACAUUUCGAUUGAGAAAGGUAAAACUUGUGGGUUAACAGAAUACUCAGCAGGGAAUAAAGGCAAAGCUCGAGAAGGUUCUGCAGAACACGUGCUGGGCAAUUUCGCCACUGCAAACGAGGAACAAGACACUGACGCAAUAGACAGUGCCACAGCAGGCAAACCAGAGAAGCGCCGACAAGACAGCAGCGACACGAUGUCCAGGAGACCCCAAGUGCUGAAGAUCACCGACUCGGCGACGACCGCCUUCAGACGCCGAGAUGGAAACAAACACGACGAGUUGCAACACGACAGCACCGGACUGCGGCAACAAGAAAGCCAUGCCAAAAGUUCGCCUCCUGCCAGUGAAGAUGGCACGCCAAAAACCACUCGAAACCUGAGAAGCAUCUUCGACGGAGGAAGAGAGAUGGUAUCAUCCCCAAGACAAAUUCGGAAGGAGGACAAAACCGCCGGAAUGCUGCCAGCACCUGGGGUCACGUGCGAAGCAGCUGCUGGUAAUACGAAGCCGAUGUUGAUCGCUACUUUAUCGAUGGAGGAAGCCGGCGACACGUUGCAGAAACUCUCGAUUCGAAAUGAAAACAACUUAUCUCCAGAUCCACAAACCAGCACAGCUUUCAGAGCAUUCAGUUGCAACGGACAUGAAACGCUGUCUACUAUCACCAAGUCAGUUCCAGACCACGCCGAGGCAACACAACAUAAAACCGACAAGAAAGAAACGCUUCAUGCUGGUCUGCUUAAAGAGAGAGACAGCAAAGCGGCGGCAUUUGACGGUCUUCUGCAGUAUCUGCAAGAUUACAGGCACGGACUGCGAGAACUCCUCGUGAACAACAAUGUCGUCAUCAUAGAACCUGUCAGGCAGUCGAGAGUCAGGCUGGAGAACCGAAAGUACUCUGCCACAAAGUCAGCAUCCGAGGGCACCUGUCGGAUAACGGGGGCCACAGUCAAGACAGGGAACAGCACAUCCGCGGCAUCAAACACACUGCCCAGGCAACAACCGAUCUUAAGGCGUCAUUUCUUUUAUCAUCCAAUCAGAACCAACAGAUCACUGGUCGACGAAGAAUUGCCAGAUCCCGAGAAAGUAAGACAUGCCAGAGAAAUUUUUGAAAGAACUAUAAAAAUGAAAGAUUCACAUCACGAACAAACCAGUACUGCUAAUGACACAAAAAGCACAAGAAAUAGCAGAAGCUCAGCAGCAAAAGUAAUCAGUGCAUCUAAAACUGACAACAGGAAUGCUGCUGACAAGGUCAAGAGAAAGUACCUGACAGUGGACACAGUUUUCAGACAUAACGCCUUACACAAGCGCUGGACAGACUCAGGCAGCUUGUCAUCUGGGAUCAGUAGCGACCUGAGUUGCUACGAGACUGACGUCGAGUCGCCAGACACUUCCAGUCGCAAAGAGGAACAGACAGACGUAUUCAGCAGCGAUGACGAGUACCCUGACAGAAAUGACUACCUCGAGGAGAGCGAUGAAGGCCAUUACGUGGCGCCGGAAGUACUGGAGAGGAUCCGCGCGUGUGGCACUACCGUAACGUACUACGGGGGCCGAGUAAUAGCGGCGAGUAACGGACCACUGAGGAGUCCCAUGACACUGGCCAUAAUGGACGAAAUAGAAAAGAACCAGAAGUUUACCAGGAAGGGAACUCGCAUCAUUCCGGACGAAUACCUGGGAGUGAAGUUCCGGCUAGUGAAAAGCAACAGCUGUGGCAGUCGCCUGGAGUUGGCCGGGACUGAAGAAGAUGAGGACUGGAAAGCCAUAGCUGAAGAGGAACACGACGCUCCUAGUGCUCAGAAAUCUGGGGAUGGCCCGAAGCUGUCCGACAGAACAGAAAGCAUUGCUAAAGGCAAAGCACAAGGACAUGCUAAAGGUGCAAAGUCUUCCAGAACUGGAUGCCUAGAUAGCGUGCUUUCGACAGAAACUGAAGGCAGAUCCACACAUGGACAAACAGACAUGUGUGAAGGAUGUAUCAGAGGGGCGACAACCAAAAUAUGGUUUUCACCUGAAAAAGCCGAAGUUGUCGAAAGGGGCAGUCGUAACGUAUUAUUCAACGACAUCGAAUUCGAAGAAUUCGAAAUAGCUGAAGACUCCCUAGAUGUGAUACAAGAGAAUGACAUCGAAUGCAGCAAGACUGAUGAGGACGAUGCUGAACAAAUGCACCCCCGGGACUGUCAGCCCGUCUCAAAUCACAUUAAUGUUCCUGGUCCGGCCACAGAGAAACAAUCAAAUGAAGCACGAAAUUCGACGUCAAAAGCUAAUGGCGAUGUGCAAAUGACCACGUGGGCCUCAAGAUCCGUCCUGUUUGACUUCAGGAACUGCGAGACUGAAGACUCUCAUCUGCCAACCCGAAAGACAGAGCCGAACCACAGUUCAUGCUGAAUAUUUGCAAACAUAAUCCUGGCUCCAUUCAGCUGCAAGGGACAGAGAUGGCGUACACUCCACACUGCACUGCACAUUCUAUCAGCUUUACCACUUUGAGAGCCAGCGUCCUUCCCAUGCUAUGAAGGUGAUAUGUUGCCCUGAAACAGGGUCCUUUUGCCUGAAUAUCUUUGGCGAGUGACAACAAACAAUGACUGACAUCUUUUCAUACUUCCUGACACUUCGAAUAGGCAUAUGAGACUUGUUUUCAUAUGUAAAUCAUACCGAAAUGUACUGAUGAUGUGUCUUCUUUUUAGAAGUAAUCUUAGCAUCAAGAGGGUAGGUGAAAUCGUAUCUGCUGGUCUAAAUAUAGUUGUGUUAAUUCAGAGUUCAAUGCUCCUUUCUUCUGAAUAUCUGAGCAUGACUACGUAUUCUGAGAAUAUAGACGAACUAACUAACUUCACGGAGAUGAGCCGCCAGAUGUGUAGCUACUCAAGAAUUUCCCAACAUUUUAUGGAA